CAUCAGCAUCGCAGCAUCAAGAUGGAUUCUUCGACCACAAAAUCAUUGUCACCAGACUCGAAUGAACCCCUAUUCCUGGGCAUCGACGUCUCGACACAAAGCACCAAGGCCUCGCUCCUGUCAUCCAGCCUCGAGCUCCUCUCCGAGCUCGCAAUCAACUUCGACCGGGACCUUCCCCACUACAAGACCAGCGGCGGGGUCCUGACCGGCUCGGCCGGGUCAGGCGAGAUCCAUAGCCCUGCUUUGAUGGCGGUUGAGUCGCUCGACCUCCUGGCAGAGAAGAUCUUGGCCGCCGGCUGGCCAACACAGAGAGUCAAGGCAGUCAGCGCUGCUGGGCAACAGCACGCCAGCGUGUACUGGUCGCGAAGAGCUCCCGAAAUGCUGCGCUCUGUAAACGGCAGCAAAAGGCUUGUGGAUCAGCUUGGUUCACAGGCCUUCUCUCGUGCCGUGAUCCCAAAUUGGCAGGACUCCUCUACGACAGCAGAGUGCAAAGCCUUUGAAGCGCAUCUUGGGGGACCGACCGCCCUGGCGAAGAUUACAGGGUCAAAGGCAUACGAGCGCUUUACUGGCCCGCAGAUCAUGAGAUGGAGGCGGGAGGAGCCGGAAGCGUAUGAGCAGACAGAACGCAUUGGGCUGGUGAGCUCGAUGGUCACUACGCUGCUGUGUGCAGGAGGAGAUGGGCAGGACGGAGAGGAGAUCAAGGGGAUAGACGAGAGUGAUGCCUGCGGCAUGAAUCUUUGGGACCUCUCCACGCCGAAGAGAGGUUGGAGUCGCCCGCUUCUCGAGCUUGUCGCCGGCGACGAUGCAGCUGCGGCGGACGAGCUCGCUCGCAAGCUAGGCGCGGUCGAAUCGGAUGGCGGCCGAAUCGUAGGGCGUAUUGGCCGCUGGUGGCAGGAGAAGCUCAACUUCUCGCCAGACUGUCUUGUCUGCCCCGCUACAGGCGACAAUCCGGCCACCUUGCUGUCCCUCGCCCUCGCACCACGAGAGGCAAUGGUAUCGCUGGGCACUUCAGACACUCUGCUCAUCCCCGCGCCGUCCUUCGAGCCUUCUGAAGCUUUCCAUGUGUUUUACCAUCCAGCUAGGGUGGCAGGAAGGAAUGCUAGCGAGAGCGGAGAGGGCGAGCAGGGGGAGGUGGUCGAGACGUCCAGCCGAUACUUCAACAUGCUGGUGUACAAGAACGGUAGCUUGGCUCGCGAAGCAGUCAGGGACAAGUACUGCGCUUCGUCCUGGCAGGAGUUUGAUAGGGCUGUGAGGUCGGCUUGGCCUGCGAGGGGUAGCGCACCGCAGCAUAUGGGCUUCUACUGGUUCAAGGAGGAGAUUAUUCCACCUAAUGCCAAGGGUGUGCACCUCUACACAUCAAGCAAGGACAGUCAGUGGAGUAGUGCGGAAGAAUUCGAGGCACCCGGAGCGACGCAUCCCCACUCGAUAAUCAGCUCGCAGCUACUCUCUUUCAAGAGUCGCGUCGGUGCCAUUCUCCACGAGAACGCCGGCGGUGACAACGAAGGUGGGCUGGUCCGCAUCCACGCAACAGGUGGGGCCUCCUCCAACCAGACCCUCCUGGAAACGAUGGCCGACGUGCUAGCCUGCCCCGUCGUCCGUCCGCAGCAGCAGGGCAACGCAUGCAGCGUCGGUGCGGCGCUGAAGGCUAGGUGGGCGUGGGAAAGAGCAACGAAGCCUGGCAGGGAGAGGGUGGCCUUUGAUGUGUGUGUGGAAGAGGCGCGCAAGGAGGGCGAAGCAGCAGAGCAAGGAGGGCAGAAGGUGAAAUUGGCUGCUGAGCCUGAUGAGGCGAGGACCGACUGCUGGAGGCGCUUCCUGCCUACGUGGGAGGAGCUGGAGAGGAGGGCGCUGCGAGGGGAGUGAUCGCGAGGCGCGGCGAGAGCAGUCUUUCUCUAUUGAUUGUUUGCUGUAUCCUGAGGCUUGUAGAGUACACAAGUUGCCAUGGCGUUACCGCAGUGCCCACAUCUUCACCGCAUAGAGCUCCUGCGGGAAUCCCAUCUGCGUCUCAGCCCUAAUGGUCGUCAGUCCUGCCUCCCUAAACACUCUUUCAUACGCCUGAGUGGAUCGAGUGAUACUCUUGUCCUCUUCAUCCCACCAAACCCUCUCGCUGCCAUCUUCCAUCUCAGGGCAUACAUUCUCUUUC
Jaminaea rosea is the source of this 2140-nucleotide messenger RNA. Its product is annotated as actin-like ATPase domain-containing protein. Gene Ontology annotation, cellular component: cytosol. The record is from RefSeq and is a predicted model, not a curated record. The transcript has a single exon. Gene Ontology annotation, biological process: xylulose metabolic process. Gene Ontology annotation, molecular function: D-xylulokinase activity. Lineage: Eukaryota; Fungi; Basidiomycota; Exobasidiomycetes; Microstromatales. The coding region runs from base 22 to 1860 and encodes 612 amino acids.